AUGAAGCAUAAGUCAGAUAGUCGCUCUAAAAAUGCAACAAUAUCUUUAGAUAUCCCAGAGGAACUUAUUCCGAAACCUUUAUUAAGUGAAGAAAUGGAGAUUUAUAGACAAAAACUGACAGGUGAUUUAGUGGAAAUUGAAAAGAGGAUAUAUGAACUGGAAACUUUCUAUUGGAACCAAACAACUGACAUAGGUAAUAUGUUGCGUGGAUGGGAUGGUUAUAUUAAUGUCAACACAUCAUCUGGAAGUACUGGAGCAAGAAAAUCUAACAUAAGUGGUGGUAGAAGCUCUUAUAGAUCUACCCAAACAAUGUUUACAGAUAAAGAUCGUUGGUUUUCUCUUUCUUCUGUUACUUCCCCAGUUGAAUUAGAUAGUAUUAAUACUCCCACUAACCAAAGUAGUAUGGGGGGUCCACUAGAGGGGUCUUCGGUAGUAGGAUCUGUUGUAUCUCAAUUAUCAGAUGCUGUCAUGAAUGAGAGUGAAACAGGCCAAUCUAACGCUAGUUCUAGGAAACAAAAGAGAUCUUAA
Molecule: messenger RNA, 528 nt
Organism: Cryptosporidium muris RN66
Lineage: Eukaryota; Apicomplexa; Conoidasida; Eucoccidiorida; Cryptosporidiidae
Exons: 1
Coding region: 1-528 (175 amino acids)
Cellular component (GO): histone acetyltransferase complex
Source: RefSeq, a predicted model, not a curated record